Molecule: messenger RNA, 993 nt
Organism: Camelus dromedarius (Arabian camel)
Lineage: Eukaryota; Metazoa; Chordata; Mammalia; Artiodactyla; Camelidae
Gene: C9H19orf33
Product: chromosome 9 C19orf33 homolog
Exons: 5
Coding region: 695-952 (85 amino acids)
Cellular component (GO): nucleus
Source: RefSeq, a predicted model, not a curated record
UUUUUGCUGAAUAGUAUUCCAUGAUAUGUGUAGAUAUAUCACAUUUUGUAUAUCUAUUCACCAACUGUUGGACAGUUUAGUUUCCAGCUUUUUCUAACACACUGUACAUUCUGCUUUGUUCCCCCCACUAGAAUGUCAACUACACGAGGCUGGAAUAUUUGAUGGUUGUGUUCACCUCUGUACCCCCAGCAUUUGAAUUAUGCUGGACACAUAGUAGGUAUUCAAGAAAUAUAUCCUGAAAGAAUAAGUUAGAAUAGAGAUAACUUCAGGGAGUGGUAAGCCUGGGCUAUGUUGGCCAUCAAGCAGGGCAAAGGCGACAGAGUGAUGGGACUCCAUGGAGCCAGCAGUCAGGGCAGGCUCCUAUAAGGAAUGGACUUUGGAGCAGCCACCUGAAUGCACAAGGCCAAUUAUUGCACGUUCAUCAUCAGCCCCAGGCCUCAGCCACCUGCUCCUGUGCCACUCCUGCAGGCACUGCUCCUCACCAAGCCAGAGGCAUUGUUAAAGGGAGUUAAUGUAUGUGAAGCCUCUGGAACAAGAGCCUGGCAGGUAAUCAGUACACAAGGAGUGUCAGGAUUACCACAGUACAGAGGACGCAGGGAGGCACCCUCCCUCAUUUCUUCAAAACAAGGAUCUGACCCUUUUAGGGGAAGCAGCUGUGGAGUCCACCUCCAAGAAGCCCCAGGCAGCAGGCCACAUGGGAGAUGCCAAGCACAGCCCCCACAAAGUUCCCGGUGGGUCAGCUGAUCACCUGAAGCAUCAGCACGGCCAUGGCCACGGCAGCUCCUCCGAUUCCAGCAGCAGCUCCAGCGACUCGGAAAAUGAGGCUAAGCCCGGCACAGCCGGCUCGGAGAAGCACAAAAGCGCCCCGGGCAAGGUCAAGAAGCCAAAGGUGAAAAAGGAGAAGAAGAAGGACGAGAAGAAGAAGGACGGGAAGAAGAAGGCUCCCCACUGACGGGCCUGGGCGGGGCUCAUUAAACCUUCUCUCGGCCUCCA